Molecule: messenger RNA, 2846 nt
Organism: Dacryopinax primogenitus
Lineage: Eukaryota; Fungi; Basidiomycota; Dacrymycetes; Dacrymycetales; Dacrymycetaceae
Exons: 8
Coding region: 28-2799 (923 amino acids)
Molecular function (GO): guanyl-nucleotide exchange factor activity
Source: RefSeq, a predicted model, not a curated record
CUCGUUACCACAGACGAUUCAUCCCCUAUGGCGUCCUCAACAUCCACUGGUCCUCGACCUGACAAACCUAUCAAGAAGUCCAAUCCACUCAUAGAUUUAAUAGACACCGAAAAGCAGUAUGUUGACUUGUUAGCAAGCAUCAUCAGGCGAGUAGCUGCGGCCUGGUCCAAAGAAAAUUUCCCUCCGAGGCAAUUAGACACUAUGUUUCGGUGUGUUGAAGCUAUCUACAAGGCAAACCGGUCUCUGUUGGCUCGCUUAAAGGACAUUGGUCCCAAUCCAUCGUCCCCAAAAGCGUUGGGCGAUCUCUUGAUGCGUUGGAUCGAUGACCUGGAGGAUCCUUAUGAACGAUACUGCUCGUCGUAUCUCGCGGGCUUUGAUCAUUGGCCUUUGGUGCAGCAGAAUAACAAGCUACCACGUAUGCUUGCUGAAGUAUCUGCUGCCACACCACCUGGGCAAUCUUCUGGCAGUCCGGUUGAUGGGGAGCCUGACGUGUGGAGUUUGGAUAGCCUCUUCCUUCUUCCCAGAGGUCGACUAAAGUAUUACAAGCGGUUAUACUCUCGUCUCUUGAAGAGCACACAACCAGGUCGUUCAGAUCAUCGGCUAUUAGUAGUUGCUGUGGAGAAGCUAGAUGGUCUCCUGGAGACCGUGGCUGCCAGAUUACGCGUCCUGGUCGAAGAGCCAGAGGAUUCGUCCCAUCCACCGCUUUCGGUAUCGACAGACGAACAAGUUGCUUCCGAAAUACCGCUGCUUUUAGAGAGCCAAGGACUGCAACAUCAACUCCCCACCACAGCAGCAUUCGUCGGACAGGCUGACGAUAACCUCGACGAGGGGUCGGCAUUCAUCCUGACAGCGAAUCAUCAUCACCUGGAGCAGACUUCCGUGCCCAAGCUGGACGCAGUGCAGGGUGAUGUUCUGGUUGGACAGUCUGCAGAUCUCGUACAACUUGAUCCAGCAACCGAACGCCUCCAAUCCAGCUUGACUGGUGGGAGAAAUGAAUUGGGUAUCGCGGGAGCUCUUAUCGAAGAAAGGACAACUCAAGACACUGUGCCAUUGUCCCGAUCUUCUUCGCCCGUCAGAACAACGACGGAUGCUGAUAUAGUCCAACGUGGAAGUAGCUCCAGCGGUACAAUUACCGGAAGUCAGUCAGACGAUCGCUCCUCACGCAGUACCGGGUCCACGUCACUAGGCCCCCUUGGCGGUUUACCAUCACCCGCUGAGCUUGAACGUGGACUUUCGGUUGACCAAGUAUUAGACAUCUUCAGCAUGAAGCCGAAGGCAUGCUCCCUUCAAUUGAAUCCUCCUGAUCUGCCUUUCGUUAGAUCUACUAGGACAUCACUGGACGUCAUCAUAUGUUGCACACCUAUUGCCACCGGUGUGGAAGCAAAGACCGAGCGGGGUCACAUUUAUCUACUAUCAGACCUUCUGCUCCUCUGUGAGAGGCCUCCGGAUGGAGACAGUCUCGGCGGGCGUUCCAUGAGACUGCUAUAUCCGCCUCUUGCAGGUAGAUUCAUACGAUUGCUCAAGCAGCAUGAAGGUGAAAGUGAGAGCAAUGGAAAUACAGUCAAUGCGCAACUGUUGCGGAAGAUAAACAUCACUUUUCGCACCGAUUCUCAGCCAACCAGAGACAAGCUGCUGCGGGACUUGGAGGAUUGUAUUGACCUCGCUUCGAAUUUGCCAGCCAACCGGAGUUCAAAAACUCAGUCUUCUACCAGUCACCCACCCCCAUCGGCUAUUGUUGGAUCGACAUCUCUCACUAGAUCAACGUCGGAGCCCCUGGGACAAGUAGAAUUUGGUGUCAGGGGACGAAGUCCUGAUCCUCCGCGACCGUUUAUGCCAAUAAUGGGACCUGCAACUGCACACAAUUCCCUGCCACCUGUCCCCGUCCCGAUAAUCUCCCAACGAACCCCGCAUUCGAUGGCCUAUGCUCCGAAUCAACAAAACAACAGGCAAUUCCCUCCUCGCGAUGCAUCGCUCACCACCCCGGUCUGGCCUAUGCAGAUGCCCUUGAAUGGCCAGUCAAUUGUGACCUCUCAUCCAUCAAUGGUACGCGUUGGUCCACAGAGUUUCCCACCUCAACACCACCCUCAGUAUGGCAACGUUUCGUCGAACGCGGAGGGCGUCUUUGCACGCCGCGACGACGCAGGCCGUCUCCUGAUACCUCACCCUGGGGAACCAUCGAUGCAGUCAUUCAACGGCCGCCCGGAGAAGCCGCUGCCACCCUAUGGUUAUGGCACGGGACCCACUCAUGUUCCAUUGCCUCCUGAUAUGGCUCGGCCCUACAUCGAUCCAGCAGCCUUCCCAUCUCCAACAGCAUCGGUAGUCAUACCACCGUCCUCUCGAUCUACAGUUCUAUCCUCAAGAUCGCCUUCGCUCGCGAGCUCUCACCCGAGUGUACGGCAGGCGGUUGAUGACAUCAGCCCUCCGUCUUCUCCCGGUGAAGAGACAAAGCAACUGACAGCUGUGAUAUCUGCCCAGAUGAAGUGCAAGGUUUUCCUGAAACAGGCACAUGCACAAUGGAAGUCCCUUGGGGGUGGGAAGCUCAAGCUGUAUCAGCAACAACCCACCAACGUCAAGCAACUAGUUGUUGAAGCAGAUACCAAAGAGAAAACACUUCUCAUUUCCACAAUCAUUCUCACAGACGCUGUUGAACGCGUGGGCAAGACAGGAGUAGCCAUUGAGCUCAGUGACAAGGGGGCUAGUACUGGUAUAGUCUACAUGAUCCAGCUGCGGAAUGAGGCCUCUGCCACUGGUUUAUUCAACAGUCUGUUGGCUGGUUCCGACCGGACUACCUCUGGAUGACACUAGAAACACGGGUUGCAUUUUGUCCUUCACACAACACAAAUUCA